This is a messenger RNA of Mercenaria mercenaria, 2455 nucleotides long. RefSeq lists its product as uncharacterized. The record is from RefSeq and is a predicted model, not a curated record. The transcript has 6 exons. Lineage: Eukaryota; Metazoa; Mollusca; Bivalvia; Venerida; Veneridae. The coding region runs from base 342 to 854 and encodes 170 amino acids.
UCUUCAGUAAAUGUAUAAAGGAAUACCAGAAAUAACUGAAUGAAAUAUAUCAAAGAAUACGCAUAAAGUGUAGAAAUUCACAGGAUUAUCUUUGUAUUUAUAGAGAUUUUAUGUAAUUCAUUAUUAAGUCAUUUAGUUGAAACAUUAGAAAUGGCAGUCUCUAAUCCGGACGAAAACUUCAAUAAGAAGAUUGAAGAGACUGUUGCUUUCGUAGACAAUACUAAAGAAGAACUAGAAAAGCAGUUUGGUAUGUUAUACAUACAUGGGAAGCCAAGGAAUAUGAGCGAAACAGAAAAACAAAAACUUGCGGGCAUGUGUGACAAGCUUGAAGAAUUACAGAAAUGUAUCGACAAAAAAAGGAUUUGCUUCAGAUUUGUGCAACUGGAGCUGAAAACUGUGUGCUGAAAUCAAUUGAAAGACGCACACCAAAAGGAAGGACGCAGAGGGAAAGUGGUUACAGCUCAGCGGGGUAUUUGUCACAAGUUUACAAUUCUACACCAGACCAGUCAAGCAAUAGACUUUCUACAGCUGAUUCCAGUACAGUUUCAACAGAAGAAGCCGACCUGUUCAACCCUUCGAUUUCCGGUUUAGACAGCAGCGCCUCGAAGGAAUGUCUACCGAAACAUGGGGUGACGUUUUAUUCUCAGUCCCCGCCACCAUCUACCACGUCACUGACAAACGUAAAUGAGCUGGACCCUCUGACGCACAGUUGUAACUCAAAUUCUGAACAAGAAUCUAACACCAGUCCUUCAGAUAUACAGACUGAACCAAAUGAAUUAAACGAUCUUUCAAAACCAUCAUCAGAAGAAGAUAACACGAAGCUUGCAGACGAUUCGUGUUCCUCUACUAAGUAGAAUACGUUAUACUGAUGUUUUGGCCAGAUUUAAAACGGAAAUGAUCAGAACUAAUCAAUUUGUCACACAUUACACCCAGCUUAGACGCCAGAAACUUCAAAUACCGAAUUUCGUGUUCACAUUGGCUAUAUUAUGCACAAUUCAAGAAGACAGAGUUUUUUAUUGAAUCUACAACGGACUUUGGAAAAGGGAAAACUUCUGACAAAUCUUUUUUAAUGUCUAUUCAUCAGGUCAUGAACGGUAACCAGUGCUUUCAGAAAAUGUGGUUGUUGCAUUAGCUUCAUCAUUACUAUUUACUGGAAACACACCUUCUGUCGUAUUUAACAUUUUCAUUUAACUUUUGAACAGCUAUCGAGGUUAUUUGUCCAUGGAUGUGCUUGUGUUCUAAUUGCUCAAUGAGGUCAUUGACUCCCCUGCACAUUGCUUUGCUUCUUUUGGUACUGUAAGCCCGCUCGCUUAGCUCAAUAGGUAAGAGCCUUGGUCUACGGAUCUCGGGGUCGCGAGAUCGAUCCUCGGACGGGGCGUAUCUUCUCCGUGACUAUUUGAUAAACGACAUUGUGUCUGAUAUCAUUAGUCCUCCACCUCUGAUUCAUGUGGGGAAGUUGCAGUUACUUGCGGAGAACAGGUUUGUACUGGUACAGAAUCCGGGAACACUGGUUAGGUUAACUGCCCGCCGUUACAUGACUGAAAUACUGUUGAAAAACGGCGUUAUACCCAAAACAAACAAAACAAAUCUUUUGGUACUGUAAAGCAAUUUGUUUCGGAGAUUCUUAUUUCAUAUCGCACCAUAAUUCCUUGAAAUAACUUGAAAGGUAGCACAUCUUAGUUGAAGCUUAAUAUUGUGUUGACAUACUGCUUUUUCCAAUAUGAACUCCUUUUAAAAAGUUUACCUUGAUCGUUUUAAAACAGACUAUCAAUACUGUUUGGUUGUAGCAAGGUUUGCUGUAAUGUUGCGGUCAAAGGUGAUUCCUAUGUAGUAAAAAGUAAUGCCAUUUUAGUUAAAAUAGUUCAUUUAACGCAUUUGACAGGUCACUUUUGUGCGUGAGAAUGCUAAACUGAAAGUUUGAGACAGACUAUUUGUAAUACCUUGAUUUUCGUGUUUUUUACUAAAGAAAACUCCAUAAAUGCACAUAAUGUUUACAAUAUUUUAAAAUUUGCAGUUACUAAAUGCAAAAUGUUUAGAGGGGAAAAUUGUGUGCGUAAUUUUUUUGUUUAUAUUUACCUUGUCGAAAGCGGUUUUGCUAUAAAACUUGAGACGUAGGAAUGGUAAAGAAAAAGUAAAAAAAAACCCAAAAACAACAGGAUAAACAGUUAUAAAAUGUUUGAAAAAGUACAACAAACAUCAACAUAAUAUAUAAAAUAUAGUUUUAUUCUAAUAUUGCAAACCAACACUUCUAUGAAUAAUACUUCAUAAUAAUAUAUUGUAUUAGAUACAUUCUUUAUUGUAUAUUUUCAUAUUGUUUUGUUCUUACUGCAUAUACCACAGAUGGACAACUGAUAACACUAAUGGAUGGAUGUACUACAACCGAGAUUGGAAUCAAACAUCUUAGUGAAAAGUUUGUUUUACAAAAUUGAAAAAAAUAAAUGUAAUCAUAUAUAAA